Messenger RNA from Dermatophagoides pteronyssinus (European house dust mite), 2236 nucleotides. It is a transcript of the gene FucT6, whose product is annotated as alpha-(1,6)-fucosyltransferase 8. Gene Ontology annotation, molecular function: alpha-(1->6)-fucosyltransferase activity; protein binding. The record is from RefSeq and is a predicted model, not a curated record. Gene Ontology annotation, biological process: protein N-linked glycosylation. Lineage: Eukaryota; Metazoa; Arthropoda; Arachnida; Sarcoptiformes; Pyroglyphidae.
UUCCUUUUAACAAACAAAUUUUUUUGAGCCAACGAAGAAAAGAAUUUUCAUUACUUUGCUUGUUUAUCAUGAACGGUAUUGCACCGUAUAAUAAAAAAAAUUUUUGUUUGUUUGUUUUCAUUUUUAGUUUAUUGAAUGUUCGGUCAUCAUUAAUCUCAUCCAGUAAUCAAUCCAUUUGGUCACCGAUAAACCAACAAACCGAAUUACCGAAAUGUUGUUUACAUAUUUUUCCAUUAAUAAUUUUACCAAAUAUUUUAUCCUAAUAUUUUUAUUUAUAUUUUUAUUAAUAAUAAUAUCAAAUGAACCAUUUGGUUUAUUUAAUCAUUCAAAUAAUAAUAACAUUGAUAAUGUUGAUUCAUCAACCGAAAUAAUAUUAGCUCGUUUAAGUAGAGCAAUGGCUGAAUUAACGGCACUUAAAUCACAAAAUGAAGAACUCCAUCAAUUGAUACAGAAUUUUAUUCCACAAUUAAAAUUGAAUCAUUUAGAUCGAACAUCAUCUUCAUUUCAAUCAUCUAAUAUUCAACAACAACCAAAACAACAACACCAACGAUCAUAUUUUGAUACAAUCGAUUCAUUGGAUCCAAAAUAUGAAUUUAGUCGAAGAAAAUUAACCAACGAUGUAAAUGAAUUAUGGAAUUAUAUUCGUUCAACCGAAACAGUUAAAUCUGAAAUGAAAAAUUUUGUGAAAGAAUUGAAAAAUAGUUUGCUAUUCGAUUUGGAUAUUAUCGAUAAACGUGAUGAAAAAUAUCGACAAAAUCGAUUGAAAUCACUUUCGAAUUAUAUACAGAAACAAAUCCACAAAUUACAAAAUCCAAAUGAUUGUAAGAUUGCUGAAAAAAUCGUUUGUACAUUGAAUAAAGGUUGUGGUUUUGGUUGUCAAAUUCAUCAUCUUUCAUAUUGUAUGAUUAUUGCACUUGCAACUAAACGUACAUUAAUAUUAAAUUCAAAAAAUUGGCGUUAUGUAAAUAAAAUUCAACGUUCACCGAUUAUCGAUAAGUUAUCCUCAUCUCAAUCAUCAACAACAACAUCAAUGUGGGAAUUGGCAUUCAAACCGUUAAGUCAGAAUUGUUUAGAUGAUUCAGGAACAUCACGUACAAAUUGGCUUAAUUCGAUUGAUCAUCAACAUUUUGAUGAACAACCGCAACUGCAACAUCGAAAUGUUCAAGUAAUUGAUUUACCAAUUUUAGAUUCAUUACGACCACGACCAUCAUAUUUACCAUUAACAAUUCCAGAAGAAAUAUCCUCAGAAUUGAAAUUAUUACAUGGUUCACCAUUUGUUUGGUUUAUUGGACAAAUUUUACAAUAUAUAAUGAAACCAUCCAAAGAAAUUGAACAAUUUCUUAAUGAGAAACGUAAACAAUUUCAAAUUGAACAACAACAUCCAAUUGUUGGUAUACAUGUAAGACGAACGGAUAAAAUUAAUACUGAAGCAUCAUUUCAUUCAUUAUCAGAAUAUAUGUUAUAUGUUGAUGAUUAUUUUGAUCGGUUAGAAUUGUUUCGAAAACGACAAAAUAAUGAGACAAAAACCAAACGUAUCGUAUAUCUGGCAACCGAUGAUUCAAGUGUUUGGAAAAAAGAAGUACCAAAAUUUGAAUCAAAAGGCUAUACAUUUAUUGGUGAUUCGGAAAUUUCCAAUACAGCAAGCGUUAAUCGUCGAUAUUCAUUUGAUUCGCUUAAAAAUAUUAUACUUGAUGUUUGGAUGUUAAGCGAAACGGAUUUUAUUGUUUGUACAUUUAGUUCACAAGUUUGUCGUUUAGCAUAUGAAUUGAUGCAAGCGAAAAAUCCUGGUGUCGAUAGAUCCAAAGAUUUUUUCUCACUUGAUGAUAUUUAUUAUUUUGGUGGUCAAAAUAGUCAUAAUCAGAUUGCUAUUCUGGAUCAUGAUCCAAUGAAAGAUUCAGAAAUUACUCUCAAGCGUGGUGAUAUUAUUGGAAUCGCUGGUAAUCAUUGGAAUGGUUAUAGUAAAGGUAUUAAUCGUGUCACACAACAAAAUGGCCUGUAUCCAGGAUUUAAAACCAAAGAAAAAAUUGAAACGGCUAAUUUUGAAUUGUUUAAAAAUUUUCAACAAAAAAAUUCUCAUCAUUCCGACAACGACGAAACGAAACCAAAUUAAUUUUUUUUCUCAAAUUUUUUUAAUUUAUUUUUAGAGUAAAAAAAUACUUAUUUGUUCAGACCAGGUCUAUCUCUUUGUAAAUAAUUUUUUAUUACUUUUGUUUGUGCAAUGUUUUUAUAAUUUUGU